Molecule: messenger RNA, 1928 nt
Organism: Dunckerocampus dactyliophorus (ringed pipefish)
Lineage: Eukaryota; Metazoa; Chordata; Actinopteri; Syngnathiformes; Syngnathidae
Gene: laptm4b
Product: lysosomal protein transmembrane 4 beta
Exons: 7
Coding region: 192-869 (225 amino acids)
Cellular component (GO): lysosomal membrane
Source: RefSeq, a predicted model, not a curated record
UGGAGUCCACUCUGCCUUCCACUCCAUCGGGCGAGCAUCUCUCUCCGGAUACGCUGGAUGUAGCGCCAAGGACGACACCGACUAUCUUUUUUAAUGAAAAUACAUCUUCUUAAAAUACUAUACAUCAUUUCCCGGCAGCCUUCAUGUGAUUUGUGGACAUUUUUACUAUUUUGAGAAAAGGACCAUUCAAGAUGAUUUCGCCGUGGGACCGGUGGUACUCGACGAGUUGCUGCCUUUGCUGCCAUGUCCGGACCGGAACCAUUAUUUUGGGGAUUUGGUACAUGCUCAUCAACGCGGUGGUCCUACUCAUCCUGUUGUCGGCUCUCAACGACCCCGUGCAAUACCGCUACCACCUCACCAGCUCCGAGCUGGGGACCGACAUCGACGUCAUGGACGACGCAAAUAUCUGCAUAGCAACCGCCAUAUCCCUCCUCAUGAUUCUAAUAUGUGGCAUGGCGACAUACGGCGCAUACAAGCAACACGCCGCCUGGAUCAUUCCGUUCUUCUGCUACCAAAUCUUCGACUUUGCCCUUAACACCCUGGUGGCCAUCAGCGUGGUGGUGUACCCCAACACGGUGCAGGACUACCUCCAGCAGCUGCCGGGGACUUUCCCUUACAAAGAGGACAUCAUGUCCACCAAUAAUAUGUGCCUCGUCUUCGCAGUCCUCCUCUUCAUUGGCUGCAUCCUCUCCUUCAAGGCCUACCUGAUCGGCUGCGUGUGGAACUGCUACAGAUACGUGAGCGGCAGAGGCACCACCGAGGUCCUCGUUUACGUCACCACCAACGACACCACGGUUCUACUGCCACCAUAUGAGGAGGUGGUCGCCAUCCCGCCUAAGGAGCCCCCUCCCCAGUAUGUGGAGGCAUGAGAGACUCCCCCCAACUUACCCCUUGUCUUAACCUGCCCCCCCCCUCCAUUUGUUAGCUGUAGCAAAUCCUGGAAGCUGUUGUUGUGACUUUUGACAACAUUACUUAGCGCCACCUUGAGACUAGCAACUCUUUUGGAUGCUGUAUCGUUUCGUCCCCCCCACCCACCCCCCCACCAAGGACAUGCACUUUUCAUUUGAACUCUUGAGUCGGCCACCAACUGUUAUCCCUCCGAAACUGUGAAUCAGCAAGAGCACUUCCCCCCCCCCCCCCGGGGAAAAAAAAAGGAUCAAUUCCCUCUUUGAAUGUAACGUCGGGGUAUUUUUGUACGACUUUUUUUGUAUGGCGACGAAAGGGGUUUGGCGUGGCCGUAACGCUGUGCCCUCGCUCGGACCGGAAAAGUCUUCCUCGUGACACCCGGAAUGGAUCGGAAAUCGGCGUAUCAUGUGACCAAAUUAGCGAGCGACGUCUUCCUUGUGGUGUCUUUUCUUUUUCUAGGGUGUCACGUGUCAUCGGCCAGUUGGACUUGAGUGCGUGUGUGUGUGUGUGUGUGUGUCUCUCAUGCGGUACAUGUGACACAACACGGAUGGGAAGGGAUCAAAGGCAUAUUAGCUUAGCAUAGUAAUAGCACAAAGCAGUAUGCCGUAUAACACUGAUUGAAUAUUUUCUAAAUGCUAAAUGCCACUAUAACCAUCAUCCAGUACAUACAGUCUAUGCAAGAGCGCAUUUCAAAAGAAUUGCAUAAUUAGUGUAGUGGAUGGUGCAGCCAUUAGAGGGCGCCUUCACGCGAGUCAUGAUCACGUCGUUUGCGCGAGUCAAAUUGUUGCACUUUAUAAAGUCAGACAAAAAAAACGUUUCGUUUGGGGGAAAAAAAGCUGCAGAGCGGUUUGAUACUCAGCAGGGUCGCGUUUGGAGAGGAAAAAAAAAAGUUUAGAGUGAGAUACCUCAAUCAAUCCCUUGACGAUCCUACGUUGAGAUCCAGUAAGACAUCCUCUUGUUGGGAGUUUUGUCAGCUCAUGUGCUCAGUUGUAAAUAAAUAAUACAAAGAAAUAACCAUGAAA